Amoebophrya sp. A25 is the source of this 3190-nucleotide messenger RNA. The record is from the annotation of a GenBank genome assembly. Lineage: Eukaryota; Dinophyceae; Syndiniales; Amoebophryaceae.
UUAUUGAGUCAGUUUGCGUCAACAAUGCGACGCGCCAUGUAUUAUUUGUCCUUCUGUAACUCUAGCCAAAUAGAAGCGUUAAAUAGACGAGGACGUGCGACAGACAUAGCAUGAGUUUACACGACGCACACUACACGAAAGAUGCUUAUAAUGUAUUUGAAUUUUUAUGUAUAACAACUUAUAAACGUUCUUGUUUGUCUUAUUGGCUUGGAGCGUCCGACAACAUCCCUCCCACUAGGAUCCGCCUCCUCCCCAAAAUAAGAAACUAAGCAAGGCAAAGAUGUAAGCGAUACGCGUUUUCAAAUUUCGAAAAUUUUCCACGUUUUGCCAUCGUUUGAGGAUUGGACCUCGUGCGUUUGAAGUCAAGGGCUAAGAUCCCGAAGCUUUUCGACUUUAAGCCCUUUCGCUGAAAUUCAAUUUCUUGGAUUUGCAUUUUUCAAACUUCGAAAAUUCUCCACGUUUUGGCGUCGUUUUGGGGUUGAAUUUUGUGCGUUUGAAGCGCUAAAGACCCAAAAUGUUUGACCUUCAGCCCUUUCCCUGAGAUUCCGUUUCUUGGAUUUGCAUUCUUCAAAUUUCGAAAAUUUUCCACAUUUUGGCGCCGUUUUGGGAUUGAAUUCCCUGCGUUUGAAGUGCUAAAGUCCCAAAGUUUUUGACUUUAAGCCCUUACCCUGAGACUCAAUCUCUUGGCUUCGCGUUUUUUCCAAUUUCGAUAAUUUUCCACGUUUUUCGUCGUUUUGGGAGUGAAUCCCGUGAGUUUGAAAGGCUAAGACCCCAAAAUUUUGGAUUUUAGGCCCUUUCUCUGAAAUUUGAUGCCUUGGCUUCGCGUUUUUCAAAUUUCGAAAAUUUUCCGCAUUUUGUCGCCGUUUUGAGAUUGAGGCUCGUGAGUUUGAAGCGUUAAGAUCCCAAAACUUUUGAUUUUAAGCCUUUUCCCUGAGAUUCAAUCUCUUGGCUUCCUUCGCGUUUUUCAAAUUUCGAAAGUUUUCCACCUUUUUCGCCAUUUUGAGAGUAAGCCCUUUGAUUUUGAAGGGCUAAGAUCCCAAAGCUUUUGACUUUAAGCCCUUUCUCUGCAAUUUAAUUCCUUGGAUUCGCGUUUUUCAAAUUUCGAAAAUUUUCCCCGUUUUGUCGUCUUUUUGAGGUUGAGUCUCGUGAGUUUGAAGCGUUAAGAUCCUAAAAUUUUUGAUUUUAACCCCUUUCCCCCGAAAUUCAAUCCCAUUGCUUCGUGGUUUCAUGGUUUGCGGUUUCGUGCCUUCUUGCUUUCUUGCUUUCCUGCUUUCCUGCUUCCCUGCUUUCCUGCUUUCAUGGGUUCAUGGGUUUGGGGUUUGUUUGUUUUUGUGUCGGAGGUUUUGGGCUCGGGUGUUGGAGGUUUUGGGUUUGGGUGUUGGAGGUUGAGGCUUCGAAAGGGAAGUGCUUCCAAAGUUUUCUUGCUCUUAGUACUCGCUUGGAGCGUCCGAUAACAUCCCUCCCACUAGGAUCCCCCUCCUCCCCAAAAUAAGAAACUAAGCAAGGCAACGACGUAAGCGAUAUGCGUCUCCAAAUUUCGAAAAUUUUCCACGUUUUGCCAUCGUUUGGGGAUUGGGUCUCGUGCGUUUGAAGUCAAGGGCUAAGAUCCCAAAACUUUUCGACUUUCAGCCCUUUCGCUGAAGUUUAAUGCCUUGGCUUCGCGUUUUUCAAAUUUCGAAAAUUCUCCACGUUUUGUUGUCGUUUUGGGAUUGAAUUCUGUGCGUUUGAAGCGCUAAAGUCCCUAAAUUUUUGACAUUCAGCCCUUUCCCUGGGAUUCAGUCUUUUGGAUUCGCGUUUUUCAAAUUUCGAAAAUUUUCCACGUUUUGUCGUCGUUUUGGGAUUGAAUUCCGUGCGUUUGAAGUGCUAAGAUCCCAACGCUUUUGACUCUAAGCCCUUUCCCUGAGGUUCAAUCUCUUGGCUUCGCGUUUUUCCAAUUUCGAUAAUUUUCCACGUCUUUCGUCGUUUCGGGAGUGAAUCCCGUGAGUUUGAAGCGCUAAGGCCCCAAAGCUUUUGACUUUAAGCCCUUUCCCCCGAAAUUCAUUCCAAUGCCUUGGCUUCGCGUUUUUGAAAUUUCGAAAAUUUUCCGCAUUUUGUCGCCGUUUUGAGAUUCAGUCUCUUGAGUUUGAAGCGUUAAGAUCCCAAAAUUUUUGAUUUUAAGCCCUUUUCCUGAGAUUCAAUCUCUUGGCGUCGCGUUUUUCAAAUUUCGAAAGUUUUCCACCUUUUUCGUCAUUUUGAGAGAGAGCCCUCUGAUUUUGAAGGGCUAAGAUUCUAAAAUUUUUGAUUUUAAGCCCUUUCGCUGAAAUUUAAUUCCUUGGAUUCGCGUUUUUCAAAUUUCGAAAAUUUUCCGCGUUUUGUCGUCGUUUUGAGGUUGAUUCUCGUGAGUUUGAAGCGUUAAGAUCCUAAAGCUUUUGACUUUAAGCCCUUUCCCCCGAAAUUCAAUUCCAUGGCGUCGUGGUUUCAUGGUUUUCGUGGUUUCAUUCGUGGUCUCAUGGUUUCGUGGUUUCUUGGUUUCCUGGUUUAUUCUUGGUUUCGUGGUUUCGUGGUUUCAUUUUCUUGGUUUCCUGGUUUUCAUGGUUUUCAUGGUUUUCAAUUUCAUGGUUUUCGUGGUUUUCGUGGGUUCAUGGGUUCAUGGGUUUGGGGUUUGUUUGUUUUUGUGUCGGAGGUUUUGGGUUUGGGUGUUGGAGGUUUUGGGUUUGGGUGUUGGAGGUUGAGGUUUCCGAAGGGAUGUGUUUGCAAAGUUUUAUUGCUCUUAAUAUUAAUGAUUGGUCUUAUUUAUUAUGUGGCUCUUUCCGUUAAUUAACUUCUUCCUUCACACGAUGGCUUGAUGCUGUUGCUGUUCCACGCUUGGAUUAGGAAUGAGGGAGGACUUAUUCUUGAGUGUCUACUGUUUAGAAGAGAACAUUUUUCGUCUCGUCCCCUAGAAAAAUCUGAUGUCUCCAGGUCCUCGUCUUUCCUGCUAGCGCUGACGCGAACACAUGCGCACCUUGACAGCGAGUUCAGCACCGUAGUGCCACAUCGUUCAAAAAACAUCUUUUGCCGUUUUUAUUUUUGUUCGGUGCGUGGGGGCGGGACACAUCAUACCUCGAGGACGGACUGUGUCUUGUUUUUUUUUAUUACAGAAAUUAAGAACAAGCUCGCUUUUGCUAAGGUUACCAAUACCAUAAAAAUUGAGUACAGGACGUCAGAGUGA